CUGCAUCAAGCCAUUCUUCAGAGAGACUAAUGUCUCGGGAUUUGGCUAGUGUUGGCAAGAAAUCAGAUGAGUUUCAUCAUGUGUUUGAGCAUAUGGGUUCAUCACUGAAGGCUAACCCAAAUAUCUCUUCAGGAGAAUUUGCACAGGAGAUAAUCACUUUGGUGCACCAAACUAAAGAAGAUCAUUUUAAGUCUUCUGAGAUAACUUUACAUGACCGCUUUUCAAAGUUACAAAAUGCACAAAGUCCACAAAAAGAGGGAAGAGAUCUUGGUCCCGAGAUUCACAGACAGAUUGACAUAUCAUUGGCAGACUUGCACAACCAAGAACGGAAACCUAUUGGAAGAAAGCCAAGCACAUGGGUUGCAGUAAAUCCAGAUGAUUUUCGCCAUGACAUAGAGAGGAGGAGAAAGGAAAAGUUACAUGGCAAGUAUGAGGAGUCCUUUCAAAAUGAGGAGCGCAAGUUGCUGUCUCACAGAUCUGCAAGGAUUGAAAAAUCUCACUCCUCCACUCAAGUGAAAACAUCAAGAAAGCCGACAACUGAGUUGGUGGAACAUCGAAUGAGAGUAACAAGAAAGCCUAUUGCGAAUUUCUGAAAGGAGUAUACAUCUGGGCGAAAGAAAUUUUACAAUAUUGAGUCGAAGUAUCGACGUCUAUAUGGUGUUGGUUUCGGAUGUACUAAUCCAAAGGUAUUCACCAAACACUUCAAAGAAGGGAUACUGAGAAAAAGAAGAUAUGAAAGAGAAUUAUCCAGCAGUACCACGGACAAGUAAUUGACCAGGAAGUGGAGGAGUUCAAUUCUAUUUAUGAAGAAAAUCUCCAGAGGCUGACUUUAGUUGGAAUAAAUCCUGAUGCCCUGAGCAGCUUGCUGUGAAUCCAAUUUGUUCAUCUUAUUUCACAGUAGUUAGAGGAACUUACAACACUUAAAGUACACUGAGUAAUCUGGACAUUAGUGAAAACAGUUUAAUAGUAUGAGUUAAUG
This is a messenger RNA of Mobula hypostoma (lesser devil ray), 979 nucleotides long. RefSeq names its product BCLAF1 and THRAP3 family member 3-like. The record is from RefSeq and is a predicted model, not a curated record. Gene Ontology annotation, biological process: positive regulation of transcription by RNA polymerase II. The transcript has a single exon. Gene Ontology annotation, cellular component: mediator complex. The coding region runs from base 30 to 593 and encodes 187 amino acids. Gene Ontology annotation, molecular function: DNA binding; transcription coregulator activity. Lineage: Eukaryota; Metazoa; Chordata; Chondrichthyes; Myliobatiformes; Myliobatidae.